ACCGUAACACUGGAUCAAGCUUCCGAUGUAGGGUCAAUAACAACAGGAGCCAAACGUUUAUUCAAUAAUCUAAGAGUGCUCUGUUAGUGUUAGAAUCAUGGAUUAUCGUAGAUCAGCAGCCCUUUUGUCCGUGGUUGUUAUUUUGACACUGUCUGUCCUUGAAUUCCUACCGAUACUUCAAUCCUCAGAUGACUUACGUGAUGUAAGGAGUGUAGGUAAAGGGAACUCAUCUCAAGCUGAUGUUCAAUCCUUCUCAGCUCUGGACUAUGUCAUCUUUUCAGCUAUGCUACUCGUUUCCACUGCUACUGGCUUGUAUCAUGCAUUUUCUGGUGGCGGACAAAAAACAACAGCAAAGUUCCUGAUGGCCGAUCGCAGCAUGUACAGCAUCCCUGUAGCAAUCAGUGUACUAGCAUCCUACGUGUCAGCCAUCACCAUUCUAGGUAUCCCAGCAGAGAUCUUUAUUCAUGGAAUACAAUAUUGGAUGGUUAUCUUUAGUUUCUUCAUCACCAUUCCUGUCACUGCCUUGGUCUUCAUACCAGUAUUUCAUGGUCUCGGUGUCACCAGUGCAUAUGAGUAUCUUCAUAAAAGAUUCAGUAUGUCUGUCAGGAUUGGAUGUGCUCUUCUAUUCAUUCUUCAGACAUUAUUUUACAUGGCUAUUGUUCUAUAUGCUCCAGCACUGGCCAUCAAUGCAGUGACCAAGUUCCCCAUACCAGCUACAGUACUAUUGACAGGUGUAUUAUGUUCCAUUUAUACUGCUCUGGGAGGUAUUAAAGCAGUGAUUUGGACUGAUGUGUUCCAGUUCUUGGUCUUGUUUGGUUCCUUGUUGACUGUGCUAAUAUUAGGGACCAUUCAAGCUGGUGGGAUGGUCUAUGUAUGGAACUACAACAAAGAUAAGGGCCAUCUCAACUUCUUUGAACCAUCAGCUAGUUUGACUCAACGAGAAACGUUCUGGGGUCUUUUGAUUGGUGGUGCAUUCAAUAGCCUUCCUCUAUGGGCUGUAAGCCAGACUGCUGUACAACGAUUCCUUACCUCAAAGACACUCAAAGAAGCUAAAAGAUCAGUGUGGUAUGGAUUACCAGGGAAUAUCAUCAUGAUUACAAUUGUUGCUCUGUGUGGAUUAGUUCUAUUUGCAUAUUACAAUGAUGGUAUGACACACCUACAGCCAGCGAUCAAUCACACUUAUCCAAAUGGUAGUGAUGGUCAUCCAGUUCACUAUACGCCAAAGUAUUCUACUCCAGAUCAGAUAUUAGUCUACUUUGUGAGCAUAGAGUUUGGUCAUAUUCCCGGUAUGCAGGGCCUCUUUGUAGCUUGCUUAUUUGCUGGCACUUUAAGUACUGUAGCAUCUGGGUUGAAUGCAUUGGCUGCUGUAACUCUGAUUGAUAUAAUCAAACCAUGGAGACAUUUUAGGACAGGUCAGGUAGAAUCAGUUGGAAUAGGAACGGCUGUUAAUAAUCCUUCACAAGAUUUUAAAGACACAGUUCUAUCAAAAGUACUAACUUUUGUUUAUGGAGUUGGUGCUAUGGGUCUUGCGUUUGUUGCCAGUAAGAUGGGUUCACUAGUUCAGAUGGCUAACACUGUACUGGGAGCAUUAGGAGGACCAAUCCUAGGCGUGUUUACAUUAGGAGUUCUUUAUAAAAGAUGUAAUACAGGUGGAGCAUUGCUUGGUAUGUUAGUAGGAACAUAUUUGAGUCUUUGGAUUACAGUAGGAGCAUUGACACAUCAAGGUGAUGAUGGCUAUAUCAAAGAAGAUGCAUUCUGGUUAUAUAGGGUGUCUUUCUUAUGGUAUAGCAUGUUUGCAACAACUAGUACCUUUGUGGUCGGUGUUAUUGUAAGUGAAAUCAUUCGUCUAGCCAUCGUUGAUGAAAGAUAUAAGAGAGUGGAUCCAUUGUUACUAGCAACAUUUCUAAGACCCAAAGGAUGGCACAAGAGUAUAUCAGCUACAGAGAGCCAUGACCCUGGUGUUCGUAUUGGUGAUACUAUCAUCACUCGUCUUAAUGAUGAUGAUAUCGUAGUUGACGAAGAAGAGCCUCUUAUUGAUAGCAUGGAUGAUCAAAAUGUACAUGAAAUGGAAAACGUUGGUGAUAACAUGUGAAUAUUAUUCUGCUAUUUCCAUUCUGUUUAUGUUCUGUGGGCGUGUCGUGGUCUAGUGGUUCUGACUCUCGCCUUUCAAACAGAGGGUCGUGGUUUCUAAUCCUAGCCAUGGUGUGUUUUCCUUCAGCAAGAAAUUUAUCCACACUGUGCUGCACUCGACCCAGGUGAGAUGAAUGGGUACCCGGCAGGAUUAAUUCCUUGAAUGCUCGAACGCUGCAAGGCAGCUCGAGCUAAAGCCGGGGUAAUGAUAAUAAUAACAAUGCGCCUCGGAAUAGAUUGUUUCUAGAUAGAUGGCGCUAUACAAAUGCCUAUUAUUAUUAGUAUUAUUAUGUUGCUUUUUAUAACGGGUAGAGUAAUGGCAAAGCCAAAACCCAUAUCCUUUAUUUGAGGAUAUAUGUGAGUAUGGAAAGCUUAAUGUAUAACCUUGAUGUGUUUUGUUUAUAAAACAGACAUUAUGAGGCAGUGAUCUUUGGCAAGGUAAAUUUUCAGCACUUAUUGGUUGCAUAGAGAUUUAUAAAGAAAACAGCAUUUCAAACCAGAAUAUUAUGUGGGCAUUCUCAUGAGUGAAGAUACCUCCCGAAACCAAGUAAUGUGCUUUAAUUUUGGGAAAUGUCAGCCAACAAUGCUUGAUAAUCUGUCCUGGUUGCUUGAUUGGCCCUAAAGAAAUGUAUUACAAUCAUAUAUCUUUAUUGCUAGUGAGCCAACACAACGGUUUACCUCUCUGUAAAGAAAAUCCACCAAGAUUGCUGACUGAAACUCAUCAAUUUUUAGUGACAAGUUUAAAACAAAUGCUUGAUUUAUAAUUAUUCUGUGAACAAAGUCGUACUUCUCACAUUGUGAAAUUGUGGAAACUUCAAAUUUUGCUUUAAAUCUUGAAGUUCAAAGUACAGUAUGGUUUUGGCAUAUAACCUUAUUCUAACUUAAAUCUAGACUGUUCAAAGCUUUUAUUCUCACGGUUUCUUUGCACACUGGCUGAAGUUUAACUGAAAUGUAUGAAAUUAAAAAUUUUCUUCUGACAAUGACAUGUACUAUUAUCAUUCAUUAAUUUUUGUCUCACCUGCGAAGCAGAGUGAGACUAUACAUGUAGGCGCCGCUUUUCCGACGGCGGCGGCGUCAACACCAAAUCUUAAACGAAGGUUAAGUUUUUGAAAUGACAGCAUAACUUAGAAAGUAUAUAGACCUAGUUCAUGAAUCUUGGCCUUAAGGUUAAUCAAGUAUUACUGAACAUCUUGCCUGAGUUUCAGGUCACAUGACCAAGGUCAAAGGUCAUUUAGGGUCAAUGAACUUAGACCAUGUUGGGGGAAUCAACAUCAAAAUCUUAACCUAUGGUUAAGUUUUUGAAAUGUCAUCAUAACUUGAAAAAUAUAUGGACCUAGUUCAUGAAACUUGGACCUAAGGUUAAUGAAGUAUUACUGAACAUCCUGCCUGAGUUUCAAGUCACAUGACCAAGGUCAAAGAUCAUUUAGGGUCAAUGAACUUGGGCCAUGUUUGGGGUAUUUGUUGAAUUACCAUCAUAACCCUGUAAGUGUAUUGGUCUAGUUCAUAAAACUUGGACAUAAGAGUAAUCAAGUAUCUCUGAACAUCCUGUGCGAGUUUCAGGUCACAUGACCAAGGUCAAUGGACUUUGGCCAUGUUUGGGGUAUUUGUUGAAUAACCAUCAUAACUCUGAAAGUGUAUGGAUCUAGUUCAUAAAACUUGGGCAUAAGAGUAAUCUAGUAUCACUGAACAUCUCAUGGGAGUUUGAGGUCCCAUGACCAGAGUCAAAGGUUGGAGGUAAUUAUUAGAUUGCUGUCAUAACUUUCAAAGUUUAUAGAUAUAGUUUAUAAAAUGUGUAUAUAGAGGUAAUCAAGUAUCACUGACAAGUCUUAGGUCGCAUGAUCAAGGUCAAAUUUCAUUUAUUGUCAAUGAACGUAGUAUUGUACAGGGGCCACAGAAGUGGGGGGCUGGGGGGGGCUUCAGCCCCCCAUUUCAGCCCCCCAUUUUUUUUCCAAAACAGUGUUAAAAAAACAUAAAAAUGACCAUAGGAUUGUGAUUUUUUGCAUGGUCAGCCCCCCCACUUUGAAAACCAUUCCGCGGCCCCUGUUGUAUCAAUAUAUGAAUGGUAUUUUCGUGAAUAAUUAUUUUAUAGUAGUUUUCAAAGUCAGCACUGCUGCUAUAUUGAAUCGCGCGAUGCAGGUGAGACUGCCAGAGGUGCUACACUUGUUUUCCCAAGAAAUUCCAAUGCUCUUGUACAAUAAAGUGAAGUAAUCAAUAAUGUUCUAUUUUUAAAAUCACGUUUAAGUACUUUAUUACAAUACAUUAGAAAAACAUCUCUAUGCUGUGGAUAAUUAUAAAACAAAAAGUAAAUUAUUUACUCUUCAGGAUUCCAUCAAGGUUAGUUGACGUCAGACAAGAAAAGCAAGAAAGUACUACCACAUUCAUUUUCAAAUAGCAAUUGCUGCUAGAAGAAAUUUCUUCCACUUGGGACAUCAGCUGUUUGAACAAGUAUGAUGUCUCAUUUGAAAGCAUAUUUUGAUUGUGUGUAUGUGUCAUUGUAUAAAUAGUACUGAAAUACUGCCCUUUUAUUUUACAUGUAUAUAGGACAGGACAUUCCUUUG
This is a messenger RNA of Lytechinus pictus (painted urchin), 4688 nucleotides long. Its product is annotated as sodium-dependent multivitamin transporter-like. Lineage: Eukaryota; Metazoa; Echinodermata; Echinoidea; Temnopleuroida; Toxopneustidae. The transcript is spliced from 16 exons. The record is from RefSeq and is a predicted model, not a curated record. Gene Ontology annotation, molecular function: symporter activity. The coding region runs from base 98 to 2092 and encodes 664 amino acids. Gene Ontology annotation, biological process: transmembrane transport; sodium ion transport. Gene Ontology annotation, cellular component: membrane.